AUGGGUAAAUCAGUCAAUAUUGCUAUAAUUGGAUCCGGAGUGGUUGGGUCAGCUUACAUCAAUCAAUUGAAAAACUUGAAAACCAGCAUUGUCUUUAAUGUUGUUUACUUGGCCAGAUCUUCAAAAGAGGCACUUUAUAAUGAUGACUACAAGCCAAUUGAUUUAGCUACAUACAAGACAGCACCUGCCAAAUCAGUUUUGAGUUUGGAUAAAUUGGCUACCUACUUGAAAGACGCUCAUAAACCAACAAUCCUAGUCGACAACACUUCAAACGAAGCAAUUGCCAAUAGUUAUUCAACAUUUAUUAAAGAAGGAAUCUCAAUUGCAACACCAAAUAAAAAGGCAUUCUCAUCAGCUUUGAAAAUUUGGAAUGAUAUCUUCUCCAAUUCUGAGCAAGAAGGUGCUGGUUUGGUUUAUCAUGAGUCAACUGUGGGUGCUGGUUUACCAAUCAUUGGUCCUUUGAAAGACAUUGUGCUCACUGGUGAUAAAGUUGAGACUAUUGAAGGUAUAUUCUCUGGUACUUUGUCCUACAUCUUCAAUGAGUUCUCAACACCUAAGAAAUCAGAUGUACAAUUCUCUGAUAUUGUCACUAAGGCAAAGAGUUUGGGGUACACUGAACCGGAUCCAAGAGAUGAUUUGAAUGGAUUGGACGUAGCCAGAAAGGUUACCAUUCUUGCUAGAAUUGCUGGCUUUGACGUUGAGAGCCCAACAAGCUUCCCGGUUGAGAGCUUGAUCCCUAAACAAUUGGAAAGUGUUUCAAGUGCCGAUGAAUUUUUACAAAAAUUGCCACAAUAUGACGCAGACAUUCAAAAGGUUAAAGAUGAAGCAUUUGCUCAUGGUAAGGUAUUGAGAUUCGUUGGUAAAGUUGACCUCAAGAAUAAUAGAGUUUCGGUUGAGAUUGGCAAGUAUCCAUUUGACCAUCCUUUCGCAUCAUUGAAGGGAAGUGACAAUGUUGUUGCAAUCAAGACAAAUAGAUAUCCUAAUCCACUCAUCAUCCAAGGUGCAGGUGCAGGUGCCGAAGUCACUGCCCAUGGUGUCUUGGCAGACACUAUAAAAAUCGCUGAAAGAAUUGCGAAUUAG
Lodderomyces orthopsilosis Co 90-125 is the source of this 1080-nucleotide messenger RNA. It is a transcript of the gene HOM6, whose product is annotated as homoserine dehydrogenase. The record is from RefSeq and is a predicted model, not a curated record. The coding region runs from base 1 to 1080 and encodes 359 amino acids. The transcript has a single exon. Gene Ontology annotation, molecular function: aspartate kinase activity; NADP binding; homoserine dehydrogenase activity. NCBI's taxonomy places the organism in Eukaryota, Fungi, Ascomycota, Pichiomycetes, Serinales, Debaryomycetaceae. Gene Ontology annotation, biological process: L-homoserine biosynthetic process; aspartate family amino acid biosynthetic process.